AUGUUUGCUGCCCUUUCAAGCCUUGCUGUAGCCUCAGAUGCAUCCACUUCGCAGGACCAACCUGGAUACGCAACCUUCAUCCAGUCCACUGCGCAUGGUAAUCUCACAUUUUCCCUGAGUGCUGUGAACAGUACUGGCGAUACCUACAUACACCUUUCUGGACCCACAACAUACCAAUGGAUCAGUGUUGGCACAGGCUCGAAGAUGGCUGGCAGCGUGAUGCUGAUUGUGUACAGGAAUGAGUCUGCAAACGGGAUAACACUCUCAACGCGCCUGGCCAGCGGAGAGAAUCAGCCUGAUUACAGUUCCCAAAUCGACUGUAAACUCCUAUCUGGAACAGUAGACAAGGAUGCCCAGUCCAGUACCAUGAAAGAGCGCAGCUCAUCUUCUUCAUCCUCAUCAUCCGACUUCUUCUCCACAAACAUCCAUUGUACCAACCUCCAAUCUCUCGGCCAACACGACGGCACCCUCUCCUUCGCAAACCAGCAGCAAAACUUCAUCUACGCCCUGGGUCCUUCAGCGUCCUCUUCUAACUCGCUCUCGAGCAACUCCCCCUUGGCAAACCUCCAACAGCACAGCUCAACCGGCAAGUUCUGGGUCGACAUGGUCAAUGCAACGUCUGUCUCGUCGACAAGCACCAACGGCAGCCAGGUGGGCGUGCCGAGCGGCGCAGCGCUGCUGACUGCCCAGAAUACAGGAACAGGUGGGGGCAGUGACGCCAUGAGCGCUGUGCAUGCAGCAUUCAUGCUUCUUGCGUUCGUCAUCGUGUUCCCGCUUGGCGCCGUCCUGCUUCGCUGGACCAAGAACGGAGUUAGGGCGCACUGGAUUGUGCAGAGCGCAGGUUUAGUGCUCACGAUAGUCGGGGGAGGCCUUGGUAUCGCUCUUAGUGAGCAGAAUGAUGAUCAAUCAUCCUACUCGAGCGCCCACCAGAUCCUUGGUCUUAUCGUCUUUGGUCUCGUCUUUGUCCAGUGGGCUCUCGGCAUGUGGCAUCACUUGCAGUACAAGAGAUACCAGCGGCCUACGGUAUUCGCAAAGAUCCAUCGUGUUGUCGGCCCGGUCAUCUUGAUCAUAGGGUUUGUGAACGGGUUCCUCGGAAACAAUCUCAGUGGUGAUGAUGACCACAACAAGUGGCAGGGUGCUGUUGUCGGUGUUGUUGCAGUGCUUAUAAUAGGGCUACUAGGAUGGAAGGAGUUGAAAAGGAGGAAGAUGGAAAAGAGGGGAGAGGCAUUUAAUAUGAGGCCUACUAUCCGAAGGAGUGAUGAGGCUGAUGACUCCGAGGAUGCCAAAGAAUAA
Messenger RNA from Bipolaris zeicola 26-R-13, 1293 nucleotides. RefSeq lists its product as uncharacterized. The record is from RefSeq and is a predicted model, not a curated record. The coding region runs from base 1 to 1293 and encodes 430 amino acids. The transcript has 4 exons. NCBI's taxonomy places the organism in Eukaryota, Fungi, Ascomycota, Dothideomycetes, Pleosporales, Pleosporaceae.